AUGGAGCAAGCACAACACUCCGGCAUCUAUGUGGCGCCCCUACAUAUUGUCAAGUCCACUUCCGACUUGACCGCCUCGAGAUAUAAGACUGGCUCCUCACAUGUUGAGGCAGGGCUGCACUCAAGCGAUCAGACCACACCGCCAUUGACACCUCAUGAUGCAAGUGAGCCAAGGAGUAAGGCCAACGAGCCGGUCAGAGCAACCUUCCAUAACUACCUCCGUGCCUUCUAUCCCUUUCAUCCCACGGCGUCCGUUUCCCCUUCUGCAGUCACCCUCCCACUCGACGCUGGCAAUAUCAUAUUGGUUCAUUCUAUCCACACUAACGGCUGGGCUGAUGGGACAUUACUCGACACUGGUGCUCGAGGUUGGCUCCCAACGAACUACUGUGAGGGAUAUGAGCACAUUCCAAUGCGGCCACUCCUCAAGGCAUUGGCUGAUUUCUGGGACGUGAUCCGAAGUCGAAAAGAUGCGACUCUCGCAAUCUUCCGCGAUCAGGACUAUAUGCGCGGCUUGAUCGCUGGUGUAAGGUUUCUGCUGGAGAAGUCAGACUGCCUGACAAGAGACUCAUCAAUCGUCAGGAAUCAUGAAAAUAUCCGAAGGGCUAGGAAGGCGCUUCUUUCGGAUCUUUCCUCACUGGUCAAGAUGGCCAAAGUUCUACAGGAUAUUGCCUCGGGAUCAACUUCAGAUCGUCCCGUUGACGAGAUCUUCAGCGAGAUGUUGUUGAAAGCCUUCAAAAUCGUGACACGAGGAGUCAAAUUUCUCGACGUCUGGAACGAAGAUGCUGGUGCAAAUCGUGAUAUCGAAAGUGUUAGCGCCAUUCUUGACCGAGCUAGAAGUCAUGAUCGCAGCUCGCCUCUCACUUUUGCUCUUGCCCCUCCCGUGAAUUUGAAGGAAGAGAGCUUUUAUGCAGACCCGUCAAUUGCCGCAACGCAACGAGAAUCUCGUCUUUCAAAAGAAUCUUGCAAGUCUAGGCAUCGGCAAAGUCCUGGCCACGAAAGGUGUUACUCGCGGCGUGAGGCAUCCUAUUCUCCUUUGGGUGAUCGCCCAAUCUCCGUCUACAGUAAGCGGACGUCAGUAUCGCAUCGAAUGACAUCUGGUGGCUAUACCAUAGGCCCCAAAAACUCCAAACUGGCAUCGGAGCGGUUGCGAAGUAGCCAUGAUACAUUCCUUGGAUGCCUUGGCACAUUUCUCGGCCUCCACAUGCAAUCAAGGUCUUCCUCCGAGCUGCUGCUCACCACUCAGCAUUCAGUCAAGUCUUGCCGCGAACUACUCACUUUGAUCGAGGUUGUUUUGGACCAUGAUAUGCGCCGUGCAGAGAAUCUGGCAGAGGCCAAGGAUGCCAUGUACGAUAAUAUCACCGAGCUGGUGCACGCUGCUCGAGAAGCCUUCCGUCCCCUCCCUUCGGCCGACGAAGAUAUGCUAUUCAUACCUGAUGAGGGUAAGAGGCUUGUCAAUGCUGCUAGAGAUUGUGUGCGGGGAGCUGGAGAGUGUGUUGCUAUGACUAGAUCUGUCCUCGAGCGUAUUGGGGAUUUCGAACCUGAAGCAACCGAGCUACGAUCUUCAGUGGUCACCAUUGGAUCCCCAAGGUCAUCCCGGCGCAUAGAUAUGGACAACGAGAGGUCUCAUGCCGGAUUUGAGGAGGAACGGCCAAUUCGUGUUGAACCAGAGGACCAGUCAAUUGCAGAUGAGACAGUGGAACAAUCUGCUGCUGACGACCCGCGUGAGCAUUCGAUUGCAGAUGGGACAGAAGAACGUCCCGCUACAGAUGAGAUGGAGGAAGAAUCGGACGUUAAUGGACCGGAGCAAGAUCUGGCUCCUCGCUUAGUAAUUCCAGAGACAAUCAUUCCACCUACUAGCCCUCUCUCAUUACCAUUCGACGCUUCUUUACCAAAAUCUUAUUCCAUUUUCCACGCGAUGACGGCAGACUCGGUAGCAAAUGCAUCACCUGUCUCGACCGAAUCUGUUCAAGCGCCAUCUACCAACGGAACACCCACGAUUCCUGAAAAUGAGUUGGCGACGUUUGAACCAAUCAUCUAUGCUUCAUCACAAAUCCAUUCAGAUGGAUGUUCAGCUCGUGCUAUUGUGAAUAGCACUGGUAGUAGCGGCACCUAUGUUUCCAGCGGAAGGGAUUCCGAAGUCAGCGCCGAUUCUCAGAACUCGACCCGCGCCACUUCUCCUGGUGCUUUGUCUCAACACCUGGAGGCUGAUGUGCUAGAAAAUCAGCUGUCUGACAGCCACACCAUAUCAGCUGAGGAAUGCGAUGAAACGGAAGCUAAGAUUAUGGAAAAGACCUUUGCACAUGAGCUGAUGUACAACAAGGAAGGACAAAUCAUUGGUGGGACUCUAUCAGCUCUCAUUGAGAAGCUAACCGCACACCAUUCCACCCCAGAUGCUUUGUUCGUGUCGACAUUCUAUCUUACUUUCCGUCUCUUUGCAUCGCCCCAAGAAUUUGCGGAGGCUCUCGCUUAUCGGUUCAACUACAUCGGCGAGACCCCAUCCGUCGCUGGCCCGGUUCGCUUGCGCGUCUACAACAUCUUCAAAGGUUGGCUCGAAUCUCACUGGCGGCAUGACUGUGACGAUAUUGCGUUGCCUUUUAUCCUUGAUUUUGCGCACAACAUCCUCACGGAAGUGCUCCCUACGGCUGGGAAACGCUUGGUUGAACUUGCCGAAAAAGUUACUGACAUACACGGACCUUUGGUUCCCCGGCUGGUUUCUUCAAUUGGCAAGACGAACACCUCGAUCGCCCAAUAUGUUAAUCCGGAUACACCUGUCCCCGCACCCAUCAUUUCGAAGAGUCAGCUACUAGCGCUGAAGACUUGGAAGAUGGGGGGACCAAAUGUGAGCAUACUCGACUUCGACCCUCUGGAGCUCGCACGCCAGAUUACUAUCAAGGAGUCUUCAAUAUUUUGCUCCAUUCUCCCCGAAGAGCUGCUUGCUACCGAGUGGAUGAAGCGUUCUGGAUCGCUUGCCGUAAAUGUUCGUUCAAUGUCGACCCUAUCCACAGAUCUAGCGAACCUUGUCGCAGAUUCCAUUCUGCAGCUAGAAGAGCCGAAGAAACGAGCUGUAUUGAUCAAGCAGUGGGUCAAGAUUGCUAACAAGUGUGUGGAACUCAAGAAUUAUGAUUCCCUCAUGGCAAUGAUCUGCGCACUGAAUUCAUCAACGAUUUUGCGGUUGAAGAAAACUUGGGAGAUGGUCUCGCAGAAGACAAAGGCUACCUUGGAAGAUCUGAAGAAGAUAGUCGAUGUCUCAAGGAAUUAUGUGGUACUACGCCAGCGACUUCAGAGCCAUGUACCUCCCUGUCUGCCCUUCGUGGGCAUCUAUCUCACGGACCUUACCUUCGUUGACCACGGUAAUCAGGCGACUCGCCAACUGACGACCGAGGAGGGAUCAAUUGGAUUAAUCAAUUACGAUAAGCACAUGAAGACAGCCAAGAUUAUCAGCGAACUUCAGCGCUUUCAGGUCCCGUACCGCUUGACCGAAGUCCCGGAACUGCAGACAUGGAUGCAAGAUCAAUUGGUCCGAGUUAGAUCUGCUGGGGAGAAAAGCUUUCAGAAUCACUACCGGCGCUCUCUCAUUCUUGAGCCGAGGGAACAGAUGCAGACACGGACGUCCCCGACCGGGACUAACCCGCCUGGAAAGUCCGGUGAGAAGAGUUUUGACUUCCGCAGCUGGACACAUACUCAUAGAGACAAGUCAAUCGCCACGAAUGGUUGA
Endocarpon pusillum Z07020 is the source of this 3714-nucleotide messenger RNA. RefSeq lists its product as uncharacterized. Gene Ontology annotation, biological process: positive regulation of GTPase activity; Ras protein signal transduction. Gene Ontology annotation, cellular component: plasma membrane. Gene Ontology annotation, molecular function: guanyl-nucleotide exchange factor activity; protein binding. The coding region runs from base 1 to 3714 and encodes 1237 amino acids. The transcript has a single exon. NCBI's taxonomy places the organism in Eukaryota, Fungi, Ascomycota, Eurotiomycetes, Verrucariales, Verrucariaceae. The record is from RefSeq and is a predicted model, not a curated record.